AUGGGCCCUCUCAGCUUCGGCACUGACACCGAGGCGCCGAAGCGGAUCGAUGCUUCGGGCGCGGCUGAGCGAAUCCUGGUCCUAGCGCUGGGGUUGAUGGAGAGGAGGAAGGCGCCAAGAGCCGCCGCCGACGCGGACGCGGACGUGGACGCGUGGCUGGCCGCGGUGGGAACGGAGGAGCCGCCUCUGGCGCUGCAGCUUACGCAGAGGCAGAUCGACAUCCUCGCCGGCACCACUGUGGAAUCCCUGCCACAGCAGGCUGAGCAGCUGAGGCAGGCCUUGCAGGAGCUUUCUGGAGAGGAAAGCGCAGAGGCUGCCUGGUCGUUGGGAGUGGUGCUUCGGCGAGCGCUGCACGUGCAUGCGGAGGCGCGGCGCCUGGAGCUGCCCAUGGCGCUGCAACUGCUGCGGCUCCGUACUCACCCAGAUGCUUUGCAAGCUCCGCCGCUGCUGGACGCUGUUGCCAACAUCAGCGGCCAGGAGACCCAGGUGCUGCUGCGUGCGGCUGAGCGGGACUACCGGCAAGGGGAGGAGGUCUUCUUGUGGUCCGGCCGGCAUUCAGACAGCGAGCUUGUGCUUCGCGGGAUCAGGCCUUGGGCAAAGAAUCCCACCGGCGUGGGCGGAAAGGUGUCGAUCCCUGAAAACUGGAAUCCCAACCCCCGGACGCCCAGCAUGAAGGAGUUCCGCAAGUUCAACUGCACCUCUCAAGAGGCUUUCGAGGUGCGGCUCAGCCCCAAGGGCUGGCCCAUGCGCAGCUUCGUGCGGUGCUUCCGGGUGGCCUGGUUCCUGCUGAACGAUUGGUACACCCCGAAGGUGAUCAACCAGACCCAUCUGCUGGACAAGUGGCCGCCGCCAAAGAAGUACAGCCAUGAUGUCACUGACUGGCUCGGCUGGACGCAAGCGGAUCAGGCGACGAACUCAAAGAUCCAGCAGUACUGCAAGGCCAUGAAGGAGAAGCUCCGGGAGUCCAUCACCUCCGUCAUGGCAGAGGACUUCCGGAAGUCGGAGGAUGCGGUGGACAAGGUGCUGUGGCGCCUCCGCAACGAGGAGGUCGCCUCGGAGGACUUGGAGUAUGUGAAGUCCGAGAAGAAAUGCUAUGAUAUCGCAAUGCGCAGAACCGACAGCAUCAGUGAUGCGGAUAAGAAGGACCUCCUCGCCAGCCACAAGAUCCCAUAG
Molecule: messenger RNA, 1173 nt
Organism: Effrenium voratum
Lineage: Eukaryota; Dinophyceae; Suessiales; Symbiodiniaceae
Source: the annotation of a GenBank genome assembly